Sander lucioperca (pikeperch) is the source of this 2792-nucleotide messenger RNA. RefSeq names its product UDP-GlcNAc:betaGal beta-1,3-N-acetylglucosaminyltransferase 7, like (gene b3gnt7l). The transcript has a single exon. Bases 294 to 1529 code for a protein of 411 amino acids. Lineage: Eukaryota; Metazoa; Chordata; Actinopteri; Perciformes; Percidae. The record is from RefSeq and is a predicted model, not a curated record. Gene Ontology annotation, molecular function: hexosyltransferase activity. Gene Ontology annotation, cellular component: membrane.
CCUGCAACAGGUCUCCAGUCAGUCCGAGACAGAGGACAGAGAAGCAACCCGAGGACAUGUUUGGUAUCCUGCAUCAUUUCAUUGCACCAAGAAGCGAUGUGCGACUCCACUGAGCGCCGUCAUGGGCAAAAGGGGCCCCGGGGUCAGCGCUCUCACGUAGCCGAGGACGCAACCUCUGGUGUCCAAAUGAGCAGGGACGGUGGUGAUGGACUCCACUCGGGCGCACAGUUGUGAAACACUAUGAAGGCAAAGGGUCCAGCAUCUCAGGGUCUCUGGGCGCCGCAGUGAGAGCCAUGGAUCACUGUUUCCGGAGGAAGCGGGUCGGUCUGCUGAAACCCUUGCUGAGCCUGUCUCUAGUCUUUGCCUCUUUUCUCAUGAUCCACAAGCUGAAAUUGGCAGAGAAGGACGGAGUGGGGGUUAAACGUAUGAGGGAUGCCGUUUGGUGCGGCUCCGAGUGUUUUUCAUUUAAGAAGAGAGUCGUGAAAAAUAGUUUGGGGAGCUCAGAGUCUCCAGUUCUUAGCAACGGACUGGAUGCGCAGCGGGUCUCCAAAGGGACUCCGGCUUCCUGGGACGCGCAGGUUCUCAACUGCAGUGAGGACGCGUCGGUGAGGACCCAGGACUGGUUUGGGCGCUUGGACCCGAGAUUUCACCAAUUUGUUCUGCACAGACACUGCAGGUACUUUCCCAUGCUCAUCAACCACCCGGAGAAAUGCGCGGAUGGAGAGGUGCAACUCCUCAUGGUGGUCAAGUCCGUUAUCGAGCAGCACGACAGGCGGGAGGCUGUGCGUAAAACCUGGGGCAAGGAGCACACGGUGGAUGGGAAGAAAAUCAAAACUUUAUUUCUUUUGGGAAGCCCGGCGACUGGAAAAGACACCAAGAACCUUCAGAAACUGAUCGAGUACGAGGACAUGAUCUAUGGGGACAUCCUCCAGUGGGACUUCAUGGACACUUUCUUUAACCUGACCCUGAAAGAGGUCAACUUCCUCAAAUGGUUCAACAUUUACUGCUCCGGCGUCCAGUUCAUAUUCAAAGGAGAUGAUGAUGUGUUUGUGAACACGCACAACCUGCUGCAGCUCAUCGACUUCAGAGUGGAGGAGCGCAAAGAGGCCGAGUUAUUUGUUGGGGACACCAUCUCCAAGGCGAUCCCCAUCCGAAACCGGCAGAGCAAAUAUUACAUUCCCAAAGAGUUGUACGACAAGCCAUAUCCCCCUUAUGUCGGAGGUGGGGGGUUUCUGAUGUCCUCCCAACUGGCCCGGAGGCUCUUCGUAGUCUCGGAGGACCUGGAGUUGUACCCCAUUGACGAUGUGUUUUUGGGAAUGUGCCUGCAGAAGCUACAAUUGGCCCCAGAGAUGCACCCGGGCUUCAGGACCUUCGGCAUCACCAGACGCAGGGUGAGCCCCAUGAACGGCGAGCCAUGCUUUUACAAAAACCUCAUCGUGGUGCACAAACUGAGCGCGCAGGAGCUGCUCAGGAUGUGGAGCGUGGUGCACAACGAGGAUUUGAUUUGCGCUCAAAGGGUCUCCGUGUGAUUGUCAAUGUAGGCUAUAUAAAGGAAAGUAAAUUAAUUGACAAAAGCUGAACUAAAUACACAGAAGACUUGUGUUUUUAAUUUAUCAUACAUGAUGAUAUUUACACAUCUUUGCAGAAUCUACUGAGUCAUGUAGUUCAGGGAGGGAACAAGUAUGAAAAAAGAAAUUCAUCAAAACUUUUUUCAACAUUCAAUUUUCGCUGAUAGAUUUGAUACUAUACAGCACAUCCAGAUAUUAACAUUUUCUGUAUGUCAAUUUCAGAACAGGUUGGGUUUCCUCUCCACUAGUCUUACUGAUUUACUUUUCCAUUGUGUAAAACCACUACAACACAACUCCACAGUGUGCACACAUGCCAGGAAGGUUUCUGAUUCUUGGUGCCAUUUCAGGUUGUACUUUCAUCAUCUCUAUCAUCUUAAUCUGAGAUCUAAUGUUGAUGUAGAGACAUGGUUGUAAUGGUUUUAGUGCGUGUUUGUGCAGGCAUAAAUAGGACUGGACUUUUUACAUCCAGGUGUUCCUCUGAAACAGAUGAUUUAAUUGUUAAUUUCUGAUUUUAGUGUGAUUGUCAAAGUGAACUAUAUGGACUCCCAGCACGCUUUAUGGAAUGAAUAACUGAAUAGUUGAGGGAUUAUUUUGUAGGGGGGGGAGGGUUGUUGAAAAAAAAUUAAACGAUUUGAUUGUUUUAAGUUAAUAUAUUGUUUUAUUCCACCUUUUAAUGUUAUUUUUUUAAGUGUCAAUUCAUGUGUGUAUGAUUUGCAGAGGCCAAAAAACAAAGAAACUAAACGGCUGUAAUACUGUAUGAAUGUAUGAAGUGAUAAUGUAAAUAAAACUGGAGCUCUCUGUCAACUUUGUAAAUACAGAAUGAAUGUUGCAGAUUUAUAGACAUGUGAACAGCUGGAGAACAGCACAUUAUUGGGAACGAUUUGGAAUAAGAUGUAAAAUAGUACUUAAAUGGUAUCAGAAAGCUGCAAUGUUCAGUUUAAUGUGGCUUUAUUUAAACAAAUACAGAUAUUUUUGCAGAAAAAAAUAGUCAUUUGAUGCCAUACUUAUUAUUAAGAAAAUACUAACUACUAUGCACAUAAAAACAUGAAAAACAUCCACUGUUGCAAUAGUCCUCAAUACAGAAGCACAUUAAAGCCAAUGUGAUGGAUUGGGAAGUUAAAACUAAAUAUACUCUCUUAUAUAUCAACUGUCCUGAAGUUGUUUAUUCAAUAAUAUAACAGUGUUAUCACACAAAUCAGUAAGACAUUUACCCUACUGAUAUUA